Lottia gigantea (owl limpet) is the source of this 492-nucleotide messenger RNA. RefSeq lists its product as hypothetical. NCBI's taxonomy places the organism in Eukaryota, Metazoa, Mollusca, Gastropoda, Lottiidae. The record is from RefSeq and is a predicted model, not a curated record. The annotation marks the transcript as partial. The transcript has 3 exons.
UACAUGUACCUAGAUAUAUCUGGUCAUACAGAUGAGAUUUACCAAGGUAUAUCAGGUCAUAUAGGUGAGAUAUACCAGGAUAUAUCAGGUCAUACUUAUGAGAUUUACCAAGGUAUAUCAGGUCAUAUAGGUGAGAUUUACCAGGAUAUAUCAGGCCAUACAGAUGAGAUAUACCUAGAUAUAUCAGGUCAUACUUAUGAGAUUUACCAAGAUAUAUCAGAUCAUACAGAUGAGAUUACCAAGGAUAUAUCAGGCCAUACAGAUGAGAUAUACCAGGAUAUAUCAGGUCAUACUUAUGAGAUUUACCAAGAUAUAUCAGAUCAUACAGAUGAGAUUUACCACGGUAUAUCAGGCCAUACAGAUGAGAUAUACCAGGAUAUAUCAGGCCAUACUUAUGAGAUUUACCAAGAUAUAUCAGAUCAUACAGAUGAGAUUUACCAAGAUAUAUCAGGUCAUAUAGGUGAGAUAUACCAAGAUAUAUUUGGGCAUACA